Messenger RNA from Python bivittatus (Burmese python), 10328 nucleotides. The record is from RefSeq and is a predicted model, not a curated record. NCBI's taxonomy places the organism in Eukaryota, Metazoa, Chordata, Lepidosauria, Squamata, Pythonidae.
AUAGUUUAUUAAUAUACAUUGGUACUGAAUAAUUUCUCUUGGAACAAUUUCUGGUUUUCAGUGAUUUUAUUUUUGCCCAGCAUCCAUUCAUCCAUCAUUUUUUAUAUUAUACAAUUUUGAAGAUUUUUUUUUUCCAGCUUGGUAUGACUUAUUGAGUAGUUAUGUUUUGAUACAGUCCUCAAGGUUUUAGGUUCAAAAAGAAAAACUAUUUUGGAGGAUCUUGCAGACUAAAGAAGGAAAACAGUUGUGCAGAAGUUGCAGGAAUGUUAAGUACAUGUUGUUGGAACAGUUGCCAUCCUUCUAAAGUGUGCUUUAAAUUUGCCUUCCCUUUGUCUGGCUUUUCCCUUUAAAUCAUGCUGAGGCCUGGCCUGCUUACCUGGUUUUCAGGUAAAGUUUUGAUGAGUUGUUUCCUGGUUUCUUAGACAAAGAAAUGCUGUUCUCUGUUUAUCAGGUAGGGCUUAUAUUGUGUUUAACUAAAAUAUUCAGACUGUCUCCCAAGAGAGGGAUAAAGCGGAGCCUGAAUUGAUCCUGUGCCAGAUCAAUUUAGCCUCUAGUGGCUGCAUUGCAUUCAUAGCAGACAGAUGCUUAUUUUAUUGUUGAAAUGUGAAUCUUAAGAAGGGCAAAAAGCAGAUUUGCAGUAGCUUCAUAAUCCGUAGCUUCAUUGAAAAUAUAUUUAAAGUAGGAAGAUAACAUCUGGCUUUUUUUUAAUGGAAAUUUUGGGGUUUUUUUUAAAUGAGGAUUAGGAACAAUGAUAAAAAUGAUUCAUCCACAAAAUGCAUCCAUUAACAUUUGGCCUAUUGGAGAAUUUGAGUAUUGAGGCUCACUUGCCCUAGUACUGUUACAGUUAGCAUUAGCAUUUGUUUAGCUAAUAUAUACAAUUCAGUGACAAAAUCUAUGCCCAGAAGGUUUACCUGUUCAUUAAAGUGCACUGUCCUUAUGUGCAUAUAAACUCUGCAUUAGUUUUUACCUGUUUGUUGUAUAUAUGGUUGCCUCUGUUAUACUUUAUCUUAUAUCUGCCUCGUUGUGCACAAUUAUGUGGAAAAAUGGGAUAUGCAGUUCGAAGAAUAGUAAGACCCUAGACAUGUGGCAGGAUACUGCACACCCAAAGUGACCAUGCAAGUUUGGAUCUGAACAGGUUACAGGCCAGUCUGGUGAAUGCAUGCAGUUUGGGUAGGGAGAUAAGAACUGACACUAUGCAUCUCUCUCUAUAUGUAUGCGCGCGCACGUGCGUUCGUUCAUUAUGUCUGAGUUCUUUUAAGUGCUUUGAAUAAUUGAAAAAGGAUUGGUGACUACUUCAUAAGCAAGAGGGGAGGAAAAUGUUAUCACUUAUUUUGCUUUCCCAGGUGUUUAGACCAGAUACAGAUGUGAGAUGAAGUUCUCCUUACACUUGGCCAGAUGCAACCACCACACAGCAGCGCAGUUGGGUGUAGUAUAUAGAAUACAGGGAUGUCAGAAGCUGUCUUGUACAUUGGUCUGCUUACCCCUGCAUUGUCUGUACAGACUGGCAGUGGCUCUUCCAAGAUUUUUAGACAAAGCACACAGCUUCUGCAUGCAAAGCGCAUGCUGUAUUACCGAGCAUGGCCUUUCUCUAAAGGCUUCUUAAUAUUUAGGAAUAUACCUUUUUUGCCAGCUUUCAGUCAUUGUAUAUAACCAUAGACUGUGCAUAAUCUUCAAGUGCUAGUAUUUCUAAUACUGUUCAGUGCCAAAGCAGUGAAAUCAUUUUAAUUUUAGUAAGAUAUGCAGACUGGCGUUUGGAAUGUCAAGGUACAAUAAACAAAGCGGUUUUAUUAGACUCUCCUCAUGACCACAGUUUUAUUUUCAGCAUGGUGGGCUGCAACUGCAGUUAUCUGCCCUGGACACUUCCACUGUAGCAUCUAAUUUGGCUUUCUGCCUGGCAGAUCCAGUCUCUUGGCAAGUGUGUUGUGGUGGAGAUUAGUGGCUUAUAAUGCCUGCCUGCUCUCAGCUGAGACUGUUAUUAGUAGCCAAACUGGCACCUGCAAAAGUGCAAGCUUUGAAUUAUGGGUGAUAAUUUCCCCCCUUCUUUCCACUUGAUCCACCAGAUGACUGAGACAUAAACAAUGUACACUCCAUUCAUCUGAAUAGAAUAAAUGCCCUAGCCAUAAUGUCUAUCCUUUGUGCUAAAUAUAAAAUGACAUUCAGUGAUGCAGGGGUAAAUUUUGAAGUGUAGGUGUUUAUGAGUGUUUGUAUGUGAAUGCCUGUGUGUGAGUCCACUGAAGAGGAUCAGUACUUAGCAGAGUACCCUGUUGAUUAGGAUCAGCAUGAUUGCAACCCUGUGCAUAGUCGCCUGGAAGUUGUUGGCUCUGGCUUUUUAGGUUCAGUUUGUAAAAUAUGGUGAGCUUCAACAAAAGAUCUUCAUCAACCUGAAAUGCAACUUUCAACUUUUAAUUAGAAAUAUAAGCCAUACUGCAAAGAAGUUUUGCCUUUUAAACUGCUGGUAUACAGGAGGACCCCUAUCAAGGAAAAAGCAAGCCAUAAUCAGCUUCUGCUUGAUAAUGCCCUAUAUUUGCUGAUUUCCUUUAAUAUAUUGUGAUAUUGCUAAAUAUUGCUACAUCACAAACAAUAAAAUUUGAAGGCUGCAUUAUCACGUAAUUCAUUUAUUAGAUCAAGGAUGACAUUUGGUGUUUUUCCAGUUAUCACCACCACUUUGAAGAAAGUCCUAAAGCUGCACUUCCUGUAUUAUCUCUCUAGCAUGCGACUGCCCAGGUUGAUUGAAGCUGCAGUAACAGGAGAUUGACCCAGAACAACUCAGUUGUCCUAGGUGUGGUAUAACAUGAGUUUCUCCUUUGAUGAUUCUUCAUUUCUACCAUUCUCUUAAUGGAUUCAGAUCAUACUUCGGAUGUCUUGAAGAAGCAGCUGGAUUUCCCAAUAUGUACAAAACGGGGGAAAUACAAGUUGACAGCAUUCUGCUUUUCAUAGGGAAUAUGCAGCUUUGAGUUGGUUGCUGAAUGAAAGCUGCAAUUAGAAACUUACUGGAAAUAACACCUUUCAUCAACUCCAGCAGAAGAGAAGAAUUAUAUGACUAACCAGAAAUUGCUUUAGGUUUUGCUGAACAGCUCCUUGCUUCUGAAAGAAGGUGAAGCACAGUAAACAGUUAAGACUAUUCAUCUUGCCACCUGAGCCCGGAACGAGUCUUCAUUUUGACCAGUUGGCAACAAACUGGGAUCUUCACAGCUGGCUAUAACAUGGCUACCAACCUUUUGCUAUUCAGCUACAAAAGAAAACUCAGGACUCUGAACUCCUGCUCUGAAUCCCCCUAAGGAGAAUGCUGUUGGCUGGGGCAACCCUUGGAUGAUGAGGUGCAUGGGUGGCCUGGCUCAGAGGGCCUGGCUCAACAUGGUGUUCCAGAAUCGCAAAGCCCAGCUUUUGCUGAUCAACUCCCUAACUUUUGGCUUGGAAGUCUGCCUUGCUGCAGGUGUCACAUACGUGCCGCCCCUUUUGUUGGAAGUAGGAGUGGAAGAGAAGUUUAUGACAAUGGUUCUGGGGAUUGGGCCAGUUCUGGGCCUAGUGUUUGUACCACUCCUUGGCUCUGCCAGCGACCACUGGCAUAGUAGCUAUGGCCGGCGAAGGCCCUUCAUCUGGGUCCUGUGCCUAGGCGUUCUUCUGAGCCUUCUGAUCAUUCCACAUUCUCACCGUCUGGCCAGACUUGUUGCCUUGGACGCCCGUGCCCUGGAGCUGGCCUUCCUUAUCCUGGGGGUUGGCCUCCUUGACUUCUGUGGCCAGGUCUGCUUCACCCCUUUGGAGGCCCUUCUCUCUGACCUGUUCCAGGAGCCUGACAGCUGCCGACAGGCCUUCUCUGUGUACUCUUUCAUGGUUAGCCUGGGAGGCUGUGUUGGGUACUUGCUCCCAGCUAUUGACUGGGACAGUAGUUUCCUUGCUCCUUACUUAGGGGAUCAGGAGGAAUGCCUCUUCAGCCUCCUCACUAUCAUCUUCCUUGGAUGUGUCUUAGCAACUGUCUUUGUGACAGAGGAGGUAUCCGCUCAGGUAGAGCUCAACUCAGGCCCUACAGGGAAGUGUUCUUCCAAGUCCCCGUCACUUGGCUGCUGUUCUUUCUGGCUUCCAAAGAACUUUUUGAGGGCCAGGCAUCUGGUCCAGGCCUUUAAGAAUCUUUGUGCCUUGGCCCCACGCAUACAUGGAGUGUGCUGUCGUAUUCCCAAGGUAAUCCGAAAGCUUUUUGUGGCGGAACUCUGCAGCUGGAUGGCCCUCAUGACGUUCAUGCUGUUCUACACAGACUUUGUUGGGGAAGGACUAUACCAGGGGGUUCCCAGGGCCAAGCCUGGGACGGAGGCCAGGAGAAACUAUGAUGAAGGAAUUCGGAUGGGUAGCCUGGGCCUCUUUCUCCAGUGCAUCAUCUCCAUUUUCUUCUCAACAAUCAUGGAUCGGAUGGUGAAACAGUUUGGGACACGAAUGGUCUACUUAGCUAGCGUGGCCUUAUUUCCAUUGACAGCCUUCAUCAUGUGCUUCUCUCAAAGUGUUGUCAUUGUCACUGUUUCUGCUGCCUUGACUGGCUUUCCCUUCUCAGUGCUUCAGAUCCUUCCAUACACACUUGCAUCGCUUUAUCAUCACGAAAAACAGAUAUAUUUGCCUAAAUAUAAAAGUAAAGAGGAUGCAGCUCAAUCAGAAAAGAAACUUGGUUUCCUCAAAAACCACCUUUCUACUCAGAAGUUGGCCUACCAGAAUGGACAUGGUGGAAGCCUGUACUCUCCCCCUGUUGCUGGCUCUUCUCUCUGUGUCAGCUCACCAUGUGAAGUCUCACUCAUGAUGAUGGUGGGAGAUUCAGACACUGCAACUGCAAGCCGAGGCAUCUGUUCCGAUCUGGCCAUCUUGGACAGUGCUUUUCUUCUUUCCCAGGUUAUCCCAUCCCUUCUUAUGGGUUCGCUGGUUCAAUUCACACAGUCUGUCACCACUUACAUGGCAUCUGCUACUGGCUUUGGGUUGGUAGCCAUUUACUUUGCAACCAAAGUUAUUUUUGACAAAAGUGAUAUGGCCAAGUAUUCAGUAUAGAAGGAGAAAGCAAGAGAUAAAAUUUAUGUACAUUAAAACACAUAAUAGAGAAGAGUCAGGAGUGCACAUAUAGUCUCUUCUGCUUCUCUGAUUGUUACAAUGUGAUGUGCAAAAUAUCUGGCUGAAGGAAAAUAACUGGGUUGAUCUCAGGGUGUCUUAAUAAAAAGUGUGGUAUUGGGCUGUCUCCGAUGCCUUCAGUAAAAAUCUCUGCGCACAAGCCUAUGAAUCAGGCUCACAAGAGCCAUUCUAACAGGGUGCUACUAUAAUCACUUCCUCAAGUUGUUGGUGGAGGAUGACAUAGUGCAGAAGGGACCAAAGAUAGCUCAGAGAUGCAAUGAACCUCAUUUCUUACUUUCUGUAUUGAAACAUUGUUGGUCAACUUUUGUAUUGAGUCCUCAUAACUUGCUGUGAGCCAGAAAAUAUAUGGGAAGGAAAAUGUGACAUGGUGUAUCAAUGUUUUUGAAAAGAUGUAAGAAUAAUACACUCCCUUCAUCUUUCUGGAUGUGCUGCAGGUCAAGAUCUAGGUGAUUUAAAUAAUAUGAGCACAGCUACAUAGGAGGGAGCUUGUUUAGCAGAAGAUGCUGUGGUUACACUGGCAGCAACUCUACUGCGGCAUGACGGAAAUGAAAACCUUAGCUGUCAGCUGAUCCUUUUCCCCACAUCUGCCCAAAACAGAGCUUGCAGUUAGUGCAAAUAGAAAUACUUGCAUAAACGGAGGCUGAAGAACAUGCCUCUCUGGGGACUUGCCUUUAAGGGACUGACUGGCCAAAACAAAUUACAGUGCCUUCCACUGUGUGCAGUCCUAAAAAGAAGGCUUAGACUAAAAACGGGUGUCUGCUGCUAUUUCUGCUAAUGAGAUGUGGUGGUCACUCACAUUUCUGUGGAAGGGCUUUAUAGAAAAGGAACUAUGUUCCUAUAUAGCACAAGGCAGGCUCCAAACUGAGUUUUCCACUGUGUAAUCCAUACUUUCUGCCGCCCAGGUAGAGCAGAGGCAUUUCUCAGGACAGAAAAGCAUUACAAGCCAAACUGCACUCUUUUUUAAUCCACCCCCCAACUUUUUUUAAUAAGCCAUAUAGCUUGCAUUGAUUCAGUCAGCAGCAGGCAGACAGCUUUUCCUGACCAGGAGUAACACAUAUACAACAAGAAUUCAGAAUGCAUAGAACAGUGGGACCAGAAGGUCAAGAUCAACUCUCUUUCCCCAAGGUAGGAUCCUCUUUCCAUGGGGUUGCACAAAUUGAAAUUGAGAAGACUGUACUUGUAAUUAGAACAAUUAGUAGAUUAGAUCUGACAGUAGUACUAAGUAAAUAGUGAUUGCCAGGAAGCAUUAGGAUUCUAGAAUUUGGGAUGGGAAAGAGGUAGUUUUUUGUCUGUCUUCUAUACCGUCAAGAAAAAUGGUGUCACCAAAGUUGCAGGUUGCAUUUCAAGCAAAGCUUCCAUUGAUGGUCUCUUCUUAGAAUGUAGAUAACUAUUGUAACGAGAUUAUUUUUCUGGGUUGAGGGUUUGGGUUUGGGUUAUCAAAGAGAGAGAAAGAAUGAAUACCUUUUCCCACUCCCGAAGUCUCAGAAUUGUGGAGCUUCCUCAGAUGGCUGUUUCAUAUUGUAUCUGUUGAAGCCCUCAGUUUGAUAUAAACAUCAGUUGGUCAUUUCUAACUUGGCCCUUUUUGCAUUUUGACCUAUGAGGUAAUUGUUGAGACAGUCAUAUAGGCCCUGAAGCCUACUUAAUCCAUGCUCUUUGGUCAGCCUUAGUGUGCUGCAGUCUUGCCAAAUUAUUGUGUUAACCAGACUGUAGUUUGUCACAAGAAUCCAUUAAGAAACUGCUAGAUGAACUGUGCCAAAGGCCCCUGUAGGAAAAGUAUUUUUAUUCAAAGGGAUGAAUCCUGCAAGUGUUCAAUAUCUUUAGCAGUUUUAACUAAUGCAAAUGCUUAGCCUGAAGAAGCUGGUCAGUUAAAUCCUGUGAAAGACAACAUUUAUCCACAAAGUCCUCUGCUAUAGGCUCACACUAACUGGAUAUCUAGUGAAUGCAGUCAUCUUUGUUAUGUUAGAGGGAGGGAACUGAUGUGGAUGAGGAACAGACUUAACUCCUCUGGUAAUUCUUGAAAUUUAAUUAAUUCUUGCAAUUUAAUUUAUUCUGAGUGGAAGGAGUAAAGUUGUAAAACAAAAAUAGGGGCAAAAUGCUGUAGGAGGAAAAAAGAUUGGAGAGCUAUCUUUCAGAACUAGAAUAGGAGAAGAUGUAAAUUGAAGAGGAAAAGUAAAAAGCAAAACUGAAUACAUUGCUAUUACAUUGGCAAUCUGAUAUUCUUCAGAUGUGUUGGAUUAUAACUCAGCAUUCCCAUCCAUCAAGCAGAUUGCAGGUGAAGGAGACUAUUGUCCAACCAUGUGUUUUUUUCUGAUGCCAUAAGUAGAGGGCUAUUGAAAAAACACAGUAUUUGAUAUGUGUUCCUAACAUGGUUUCAUGCUUUAAAUGAUGGCAGACAUUGUACUAGUCAUCAGUGUCACCUCCUUGCAUGAUCAGAUAGCAAUAGCUCAUCCUGGAUUAUUGUCACUGAGAGCCCUUUAGUGCUACUGAGGUAUUGCUUAAACAGUUGACCAAUAUAAGCAUUUGUAUAUUAUAUGAUGGUCCUUCCAUAACAUUUACUCACAUUAGCAAAGGUCUUUCCCAAGUAAGUAUGUGCUUCAGACCCAGUUUAUGGUUCCAUGAGGCAAAUGGAUUGUUUUCCAACAAAUGUAAUAUAUUUCUGUCUAAAAAUUUAAAUCAGAAUUUAAAGAAGUCUAAUUUCAUUAUCUUUGCCUCAACUUCUCUGAGAAUAUGCAAACUAUAGCCUUUCAAAAGGAGAUACUUCAGCUUUUCUUAACCUGACACCUUUCAGAUGUUUUGGGAUGGCAAAAAUUCUGGGCAGUUUCAUCCUAUCUCGUCUAAAUAACAAAAAAAUAUUUCAUAGAUAGGAAGUGUCAGUGUCCUGAAUCUGAUUUGGGAAGACUCAAAUAGACAUUUUUCCAGAGCAGUGAAUCUAGUGAUUGGUAUUAAAGAUUCUGCCCAUUUUCACUGAACCUUUUUGCUCCUUAAAAGGCAUCCAGGUGCCCAAAUUCCUGUCUUGGUAGGAAUGCCCUUUGUUUAUUAGUUUCCUUACAUGGGGUUCUUUUCUUCUUCAUAGCCUAAGAGCGCUACUGGACCAAUUAAGAGAGGCUGUAGAAGGGAGUAAUAAAAGAAAAUUCAUCACUAAUUCCCACUAGAGAAAGCAAUAACCUAAAGGAAAUUUUAGUUAAAAGACACAGGAGAGCUUGCAAAGCCUCAGUAGCAUUUUGUUUGUCUACAUUGUUCCGGGCUGAUUGAUAACUGCAGUAUCAUUUAUUGCUGUAAAUUGGGUCUGGAGAAAGAAAACAAAAAUGAGAAAAUUAGAUUUAUUUUAAAUUAGAAAAAUAAUAAAUUUGAAUUUGAAUCUGAAUUCAAGGAGAGAGACAAAGACAGAAAGAAAGAUUCUUUCAGAUAGAGAAAGGGGCUUAUGUGGAAACAGCCCAGAUUUUGGGCUGGAGAAAAUUUUAGUCACUUGGAAAUCAGUUAUAUUGGUCUUUAUAUUAUGAGAACCCUCACUGUAGGCCAGGAACCUCUAUGCCAAAGAGGGACAUUAGCUGUUCCCAGAAUCCUUCUGCAACAUCUAAGGCGGCCAGAAAUCUGGCCAGGAAGAUCCGGAAUCUGGCCAUUCCCCAGUGGGUUUUUUUCUUGUCCCCCAUACUAUGUAGCAAAAGAUCACAGCUCUCCAAGAAAACUCAGCCCUUCAACAGCAAAACUCCAGCUUCAAAAGGUGGUAUGGCUCUCACUAGAUCUGCGGUGGUAGGCAGUCUCAAGUACAAAAUAUGUAUAGCCAGUUUUAUAGCCAACCAUGCUGAUAUCAGGGAUGACGGUGUCUUUUUUAAUAUGGGUCUCUGAAAGUGAUACGCCAUUUGAGUUUUUGUCUGUGCUAUAGGCUCCUUGUAGUCUUUCCAGUUCAGGUUAGAUUCACAUGCUUGGCUUAGCCUGAAGUGUUAGGAUGGGAAGGGAGAGAGAAUAUGGAAGUACAACACAAUUAGAGGGGUCUAGCUUGGGGAAGUUGAUGUAGGAACUAGCUGAGUGGCUGAAAAUAUAUUGGCAGAGAUGCCUGCACAAAAAGCUUGACAAACCAUCCAAACCAUCUUUUCAUACAAAACCAAUCCCUAAAAAUAUAAAUUGGGUUCAUUCAUCGCAUUUAGUCAUGGUGGUUUGACCAUAAUUUACCGGAUAAGGCGCAACUAGUUGUGUUCACAGAAACAAUAAGCCAUAAACUAUGAGUUAGCAGUUUUCAUUACUGAGUAAUAAAAUAUGCCAAAACAAAAUCUAAUCACAUUACAGUUUGAACUUCAGCAUUAACCCAUUCUUGUUUUUGCAUUUUGAACAAAUUAUCCAGGGAUAUGAACUAGUGGAACUGUCACUAUGAAUAUACUGGACAGAUAGUUGUGGGUUUUAUAAUAAUCUAUGUCCAUCUUGGCUGUCCUAUGAUUAAAUCUGUUCCAUUAUGUGGCAGAAUUGCUGCACAGUUGGAAUUAUGAAACAUAAAUGUGAUAAGAUUGUUCUUGCUAACAUUUGGUGGAUUAAUGUUGGAUGAAAGAAGAUAAAUUCAUGAACCAUAUCAGUUCUGUGUAAUUCUGUCCCAUGAUACCGCAUUAUCUUCAGCUUCUAUCCAAAAUACUCAUGUACCAGCAACCAACCUGGUUUAAAUCAAUAUGGUUAUCAGAAACUUUCUUUUUACUUUUGAGAUGGGCUAACAAAGAAUCCACUAGGUAAUGGAUUCACACACUUCCAUUAUUGUUAUGUGCCCAUCACUGAUAGGUCCUGAAUAUUCACAAACUUUGUUUGUAUUGGAACUCUGUUAGGGGAGAGGCACAGGUGUCUGUGGGGCAGCAAGGUGGAUGAAUAAUGAUGCAUGAUGAUGGAAUCACACAAAACCUGCAACUUACAUACUUGUGUUAGAUGUCCUGGCACAAGUAUGUAUCCAUAGUGUUUUCAUGAUUGCCUCAUUGCACAUGAACUGUCAUUUUGGCAUCACUGCAGCUUGCUUUGGAUGUUAAUUAUUUCUCCUUUGUUAAUGGUAUGUUUGUCCAUCUUUAUCUUUCCCACACAGCUUUAUUUAAAGGGAACUUUUUGAACCAAGUUUUGGCCAGUGAUUAAAUGGUACCCCGUGCUAUAUCAUCCCCACUAAAAAAAACUCUAUGGAAUUUGUAUGUUUAUUUAUUUAUGAAAGUAAAUAUUUUGUACAGUUUGUGCAGGAGAUAUUAAAGUCUAUUAAGGAAUGGAAA